AUGGAGCAUCCUCAGUCCAAUUGGAUUCCUGUUGACCGCAAGCUGCAGCAAGGGGAGGUACACGGUCAGAAGAGACAGGAUCAAUCAAGGCCAAUACUAGAGUUCUCAAACAACAAUUCAGAGGGACUGAACUACGCGCUCCGAGCAAUUUAUAUCCACUUAUAUCAAAAGCAUUAUCUCGAUCGCCUUACUCAUGCGCUCUACACAUGCAAGGGCAAUAGUCUCAGCAAGGCUCAGCAUGAGAUGACCAAAGAGGAACGGGAUGAUAUAGCUUUCACGCGUAUGAUACGUGUCGCCUUCCCGCAUCAAACCGAACUCCAACAGAUAAUCAGACAAGUGCGAAGCAGCCCAACGGAUCUAUCACUCAUGCUUACUUUCUUAACCGAUCCCAUGCUGCGGUUUCGGAUCUGCAUCAUUGCACAUCUACUGGAAGCUGCUGUAUCCAUCACUGACGACUCUUGGUAUGGAGUCCAUCCACGUUCGCUCGGUGAAGAGGAAAUGAACUACGUUAUGGAAAAACUACGUGACCUUUUCAGAGAAUUGUUCCAGCAGCCGCUUGCCCAAACUAGCCUGAGACGUUUCCUCACAGCUGUAUUAGAAUGGAGUGAAAAGAGGUCGAUGAAUGAUACAGAUCAGGAGUCUGGGAACCCUGAUCUUCCAGAGAUCGUUAAAAGAGUUAUUCCUUGUCACGAUAUUUUGUCGAUUGAGUACCGAAACCUGGUCGAUGCAAGUAAACGCGACGAGGGCCUCAUCUCCGUGGCUAAAAGGUUAUACAAGUUCAUGAUGCUCUCUUUGAGAAAUAAGGCUUUUGUAGAUGCACCUGACUGGCCCACUGAAGGUAGAAUUGUCAUUGAUAACCUACGGGUCAGGCUUCGUAUGGCUCGAUACCAUGGCCCCUCCCAGCGCCUCAUUCGUAAUCUGGUGAGCAUGGUUCAUCAGUUUUGGGAGAGUGGAGGCGCCACUGAUACAAGUCUUGCGAUCAAACGUACCAUAGCCACAGCGAUCAGAAAAGCGGUUCGUAGUUCUGGUAUUGAUUCUGGCGGAAACAUUGGAGUGAGCCUGGGAGGAUGGGAUGUAAUGAGCGAGAUUGAGCGCCUGAUACGGAUGAUAGGCAAGGAUAUUGCUUCUAUUCCACUUCCUAGCCUGCUUUGCUCUGGUCUUGAAGUUGAAACAAAUCGAGUUGCAUACUACAGCAUCACGAAGACUUCAUUCCAUAAACGCCUUGCCGAUGUUGGUGAGAUCAGCUUUAUAAUCCCUCCAGACAGCCUCGAUAUUGACCUCAAAUUCACAUUGGCCCUCCCAGAGAUCCAACGAAUGGCCACUUCUGCGUAUCCCACUACAAGCAAAGGCACUAACAAUGCGUCCACCAUUAGCAGCGGCAUCACAUCCAGCCAAAGAACAAUGAUUAGCGUUAGUACUGCUGACCAACGAGCGCUUAACGCCCAGCUCGGUAGAGGGUCUUCGGAACCUGUCCUUAGGACAUUUGAAACUGGACGAGCAACAGCUAGGACAGAUACACAAACCAGGGGUGAGGCUGUACAAGGCGUCGCAAACGAUGCUAAGACCGUUACUCAAACCAUCAAGGAUAUUCUGUAUCCAAACCAGGUAUCCUGUGGCCGAUUGCGUACAAUUGCCAGGAGCUCAUAUAGGGCCUUUAGUCAGCCAGAUCGAGUAGGGAUAAACUGGGGCCUUUCAAACGAUCAUGUCGCAUGGGCUCGUCAGCAACGUGCACAGAGCACUGGGGAUAGAGCUAGCCCUGUGGCUGUGCAACAGCCCUUAGUAAUGCCUGAAUAUAUCUUCACUCCUGCACCAGGCUCUGACAGAGAGAACGAAAGGGAGCGCUACCAGCUCAUGAGAGUCAGAGAGUGUAAUGUUCAUCUGCAUCAACUUCACAGUCAGAUCCAUGAGACAAAGAACCCUCUCCUUCAUACAUUAGCACAUGGGAUUGUUGUACGCCAGCUUCGAAAAGCCUUUGAGCAGGCGGUGUGCGAAGCUAUUUUUAAGCUAGUUGAUGUGAUCAACGCUGGUGUUGAGGAGAUUAUCCAGGUGUCUGAGGAGGAGAUCAAGAAUCUUCAUAAUACUCCCACUAAUAUGGUCCCUGGACACUCAGGAGCAACUCAGAUAUUCCAAGACAAUGAACAACAAUCUUCGCAUCGUUACCUAUCACCACAGCAUCAGCCUGCGUCUACCAAAGACACUCCUAUCUUUGCAGCUAUGCCGCUGAUGUCCGGCACCUUUUAA
Messenger RNA from Lobosporangium transversale, 2241 nucleotides. RefSeq lists its product as hypothetical. Lineage: Eukaryota; Fungi; Mortierellomycota; Mortierellomycetes; Mortierellales; Mortierellaceae. The record is from RefSeq and is a predicted model, not a curated record. The coding region runs from base 1 to 2241 and encodes 746 amino acids. The transcript has 4 exons.